UUAUACUGGGCCCAAGCCCAGCCCUAAGUGUUCUUCCCCUCCAAAGGCCACAUAGCCAAUGGGCGGAAAGAGAUCUAGGGUUUUAAAUAGGGGUUAUGAAUGAACUGGUGUCGCAUUAUAUUUCUCUUAGAUUGAUUGUUGAAGAAAAAGAGCAGAGAUCGAUUUGCAAAGAUGUUUCCAGGAAUGUUUAUUAAGAAACCAGACAAAGCAGAGGCUUUGAAGCAGCUCAAGUCCCACGUCGCCAUGUUCGGAGCUUGGGUCGUUGUCAUUCGAAUAACCCCUUACGUCCUCCACUACUUCUCCGGUGAUAGGGAUGAGCUGAGCCUCGAUUUUUAAUUUCUCGUCUCUUUUGUCUCAGUUGAUCUCAGAGUGGAGAAUUGCCGAGUGAAGAGCAGCCCUUGGUUUUUAUGCAUUUUUCUUUAUUAACUUCCCCAGAUCAAUUGUCUUCUGGACUUCAAAUUAAGAAUUAUGAGCUUAGCACAUACUCUGGUGUACUAGUUAUAUGAUAAAAAAUUUGAUGAUGCUUUUCUGGUUCACUUUUAUAGUAUAGUAAAUAUGCAUUGAGAUUGAGGUG
Coffea eugenioides is the source of this 574-nucleotide messenger RNA. RefSeq names its product mitochondrial import receptor subunit TOM6 homolog. Gene Ontology annotation, cellular component: mitochondrial outer membrane translocase complex. NCBI's taxonomy places the organism in Eukaryota, Viridiplantae, Streptophyta, Magnoliopsida, Gentianales, Rubiaceae. The record is from RefSeq and is a predicted model, not a curated record. The coding region runs from base 172 to 336 and encodes 54 amino acids. The transcript has 2 exons.